UCUUGCCGUCCUCCCUUUCCUAUCCAGAUCGCACCAAAGCAGACAGAGCGCUCCCCCCUCCCUCUUCCAUACACCGAGACGAAGCAACCGAGGAAGCAGGAGGAUCGCCCUGCCCGUCUCCCUCCACCGCGAUCUGAUCCAUCCGCCGGCGGUUCCGUCCUGGCGAUCGGAGCAAAUGCCGUGCGGCUCCACCUCCUCCUCCUCCUGCUGCUGAUCGCUGGCUUUGAUAAGUACUGACAUUGGAUGAAGUUUGUACUGAUCUAUGGAAGUUGGUGCUCCGCAAGAUGCUCGGGAGAAUAAGAAUGAAGAGAAUGAAUUUGAAGAGAAUGGCAGUUCUGAUCCAGUGGUUUACCAGCUAGUUCGGGUUGAAGGUGAUGGAACACUUGUUCCUGCUACAGAGGAUGAAGUCUUGCAGUUUGAACAUUUUGUUGAUGAGAAGGUUGAUCUGCCUUCUAUUGAAGAUGUAGGGCGCGUGGAGGAUUUUUUUGCUAACAAUUGCAUGUUUCUGAAGCCUGACUUGGAAGAGGGGCCUUGCAAAUUAGAGACUACCGGUAAAUUACAGACACAAAAGUUGGAUGCUGACCUAGAGGAAGACAGGUUAAAACCAUUGGAUGAUUCUCUGGAUAUUCCCUCAAAGUGUACAGUUGUUCAUGACAAGCAACCUGAAAAAUUGAACACAGAACAAGGGUAUCACAACACUGUUCACCUGGAUAAUGCUUCAACUGAGACUACAAAAUCAACAGUGCUAAAUGACUCUUGCAGUGUUGAAAAAGAAAAGGCCGAUGCCUGCUCAAGACAUGUAAAUGACUCAUCUACAGAACCAUCUGUUUCUGGAAUUACCAGUUCAGUUCCUGACUUUUCCAUUUUAAGAGGAGAAGUCUUCUUGGAUACUCUUACAAUUAGAGAACUUCAGGAAGCAUUUAGAGCCACAUUUGGGCGUCAAACUACUGUCAAGGACAAGUUAUGGCUCAAACGACGGAUUACAAUGGGUUUGACCCAUUCCUGUGAUGUUCCAAGUUCAGGUUGUGUAAUUAAAGAUUAUAUUGUUGUUGGCAAGGAUGCCAAAGAAGAGCUACCAACCAUUGAAGGAAUACUUAAGGUUGAGGUUGAAGCUACUUCUUUGGCUAGGGACCAAGUACUGGAUCAUGCAAACGAGAGAGAUACACCAUCUAGCUCUUACUAUCAGAGUGAGGACCAACAGCGAUCCUCCAAGAGGCUAAAAGGAAUAUCAACAGACAACGAUGAAUCACUAGGAACUUUACAGGAUGAACAAGGCACCGCUAAGAGACUUCGAAAGCCAACAAAAAGAUACAUUGAGGAGCUCUCAGAUAUUGAGACUUUUGACUCCACUGGGAAGCUUUCUUCACCAGGAAAAAGGCCUGCACAUGAUGAGGUGUUACUGAGACCACGGGCAACUUUCCAAGAAGUUGACUCAUUGACUAUAACUUAUCCUACUCGAAAGGAUACUUUCGGAGGAUUUAGUGUACAUGUUCCCUACGUGUCGAGGAUGAGAAGAGGGCGUCCUAGGAGAAACUUCAGCUCAUUUCUGGUAACAGUCUACGAUGACAAGCCUUCAGUGGAAUGUGCUGAGGUUCAGAUGGCAGUUGAGAUGACGGUGGAAAAGGAUGGUGAACAGGGGAACCAUGUGAACCAAGCUAUGGAGGUUCCGCUAAUGAACAAUGCUGAGAAGAACGGAGGGCAUGUAGAAACAGCUGAUAAUAAGGAGGUUCGGACUGUAGAAGCAAACAUUUUGUGCAGAGCUGAUGCCAAGUCCAAAACAAAACGGAGUUUGAAGCGGAAGCAUCAUCGAGCAUGGACACUGUCCGAGGUUCUGAAACUGGUUGAUGGUGUGGCUCGAUUCGGAGUUGGCAAAUGGUCUGAGAUUAGAAGACUAGCCUUCGCAUCAUAUUCUUACCGCACAUCGGUGGAUCUCAAGGAUAAGUGGCGGAAUCUGAUCAGAGCCAGCCAGACACAGCUUUACCUGGAAAAAGAUGGUAGUUGUCUGCGGAAAAGCAACCCUUCGACCAUACCAAUACCACCGUCCAUUUUGUUACGAGUAAAAGAACUAGCUGAGAUGCAACCACAAGUGGGGGACCUGGCAGCACCAAUGCAGUUGAACAGCAGGGCUGCACAGGGGAAAGGAUCGGGGUUCUUGUGAUCCAUGUGAUGUACUGCAGGAAAAUAGAUGGAUACUACCGAGAGAGCUAGAUAGAUGUACGCUUGUGGACGAUGAACACUACAUAUUGUUGCGACAAAGUUGUGAUCGCGUUCUCCACAUGCAAUGCAAAUAAUCUCCAGGCUUGCAAUGCAGUGCAGUUCUUUUUCACAUGGUUUCUCUUCUAGAUGUAUUUAUCUGGGCAGCUGCAGCCUGGAGUUCAUGCUCACAGAGUCACAGAGUAGUUGUCAAAUGUAGGAGGUGGGUUCAUCACUUGAUGACAUGAAGGUACAUGGAUGAAUAAAUGCACGUUUACUUGUUCAGGUAAA
Molecule: messenger RNA, 2484 nt
Organism: Brachypodium distachyon (stiff brome)
Lineage: Eukaryota; Viridiplantae; Streptophyta; Magnoliopsida; Poales; Poaceae
Exons: 9
Coding region: 263-2158 (631 amino acids)
Source: RefSeq, a predicted model, not a curated record